This is a messenger RNA of Aspergillus saccharolyticus JOP 1030-1, 2754 nucleotides long. It is a transcript of the gene chsG, whose product is annotated as chitin synthase class III. NCBI's taxonomy places the organism in Eukaryota, Fungi, Ascomycota, Eurotiomycetes, Eurotiales, Aspergillaceae. Gene Ontology annotation, molecular function: chitin synthase activity. The record is from RefSeq and is a predicted model, not a curated record. The coding region runs from base 1 to 2754 and encodes 917 amino acids. The transcript has 6 exons. Gene Ontology annotation, cellular component: cell periphery; cell septum.
AUGGCCUACCAAAGCGCUGGCAAUCACUCGCCUCCGGGCUACGAUGAAGGUGCCGCCGGUCACCAGCUGCAAGAUAUCGGUCACGGUAACAACUAUGAAGAGGAAGCCUCCCAUGGGUUGUUAUCACACCAACAAGGCCCUUUUACGGGUCCUUUUGAUGAUCCGCAGCAGCGUGGUCUGUCUCCUCAGCGGCCAACCUCGGGUUAUAGCUUGACCGAAACAUAUGCUCCAGAGGCCGCCUACCAUGAUCCCUACAGCGGUGGUGCAUCUGUCUACUCCGCUCAAUCGGGAGAGACUCCGGCGGCUGCCUUUGGUGUUCCGGGCCGGGUCGCAUCGCCCUAUGCGCGCAGUGAGACUUCGUCGACAGAAGCGUGGCGCCAGCGCCAGGCCCCCAACGGUGGUGGAGGAGGAGGCGGUGGUAAUCUGCGUCGUUAUGCGACCAGAAAGGUCAAGCUGGUGCAGGGCUCCGUCCUGAGUGUGGACUACCCCGUUCCCAGCGCUAUUCAGAAUGCCAUCCAAGCCAAGUAUAGGAAUGACCUCGAGGGCGGUAGCGAGGAGUUUACCCACAUGCGAUAUACUGCUGCGACUUGCGAUCCCAAUGAAUUCACACUCCACAACGGUUACAACCUGCGUCCCGCCAUGUACAACAGACACACUGAAUUGCUUAUUGCCAUCACUUAUUACAACGAAGACAAGACCCUCACAGCCCGUACGCUGCAUGGUGUGAUGCAGAACAUCCGGGACAUUGUGAACCUCAAGAAGUCGGAGUUCUGGAACAAGGGAGGCCCUGCUUGGCAGAAGAUUGUGGUUGCCUUGGUCUUUGACGGUAUCGACCCUUGCGACAAAGACGUGCUUGAUGUGCUGGCCACGGUCGGUGUCUACCAGGAUGGUGUCAUGAAGCGUGACGUGGACGGCAAGGAAACGGUGGCUCAUAUUUUCGAAUACACGACCCAGCUUUCCGUCACUCCCAACCAGCAGCUGAUUCGGCCUACCGAUGACGGCCCUAGCACUCUGCCGCCAGUGCAGAUGAUGUUCUGCUUGAAGCAGAAGAACAGCAAGAAGAUCAACUCGCACAGAUGGCUCUUCAACGCCUUUGGCCGCAUUCUCAACCCUGAGAUCUGUAUCUUGCUCGAUGCCGGAACCAAGCCCGGUCCUAAGUCUCUCCUCGCCUUGUGGGAGGCUUUUUACAACGACAAGGAUCUGGGAGGCGCUUGCGGUGAAAUUCACGCGAUGUUGGGUAAGGGCUGGAGGAACCUAGUCAACCCACUUGUCGCAGCGCAGAACUUUGAGUACAAAAUCAGUAACAUCCUGGACAAGCCUCUGGAAAGUUCCUUCGGCUACGUCUCCGUGUUACCUGGUGCUUUCUCCGCGUACAGAUUCCGUGCGAUCAUGGGUCGCCCCCUAGAACAAUAUUUCCAUGGUGAUCAUACCCUCUCCAAGCAGCUGGGUAAGAAGGGUAUCGAGGGUAUGAACAUUUUCAAGAAGAACAUGUUCUUGGCCGAAGAUCGUAUUCUGUGUUUCGAGUUGGUUGCCAAGGCAGGCUCCAAAUGGCAUCUGUCCUACGUCAAGGCUUCCAAAGCCGAGACCGAUGUGCCUGAGGGUGCUCCGGAGUUCAUCUCGCAGCGUCGUCGUUGGUUGAACGGUUCAUUCGCCGCUGGAAUUUACUCGUUGAUGCAUUUCGGGCGUAUGUACAAGAGUGGACAUAACAUCAUCCGCAUGUUCUUCCUCCACAUUCAGAUGCUUUACAACGUGUUCUCGACAAUUUUAACCUGGUUCUCUUUGGCUUCCUACUGGCUUACGACGUCUGUCAUCAUGGACCUGGUCGGUACUCCCAGUUCAAGCAACGGCAACACUGGUUUCCCCUUCGGUACCAAGGCAACCCCCGUCAUCAACACCCUCGUUAAAUAUGCAUACCUCGGUUUCUUGCUCUUACAGUUCAUUCUCGCCCUGGGUAAUCGGCCGAAGGGAUCCAAGUUCUCCUACCUUGCGUCGUUUGUGGUGUUCGGUAUCAUUCAACUUUACGUUGUGGUUGACGCACUUUACCUGGUUGUACGCGCUUUCAGUGGAAGUGCUCCCAUGGAUUUCGAUACGUCUCACGGUGUUGGUGCUUUCCUCAGCUCGUUCUUCGGAUCCACCGGUGCCGGUAUUAUUAUCAUCGCGCUUGCGGCCACCUUCGGUCUGUACUUUGUGGCCUCGUUCAUGUACAUGGAUCCGUGGCACAUGUUCACCUCGUUCCCUGCGUACAUGGCAGUGCAGUCGUCCUACAUCAAUAUCCUCAAUGUCUAUGCUUUCAGCAACUGGCACGAUGUGUCCUGGGGUACCAAGGGUUCGGACAAGGCCGAUGCCCUGCCCUCUGCCAAGACAACCAAGGAGAACGAUGGCAAGGAAGCCGUGAUUGAAGAAAUUGACAAGCCGCAGGCGGAUAUUGAUAGUCAAUUCGAGGCGACCGUCAAGCGGGCUCUGACGCCAUAUGUGCCCCCGGUGGAGAAAGACGAGAAGAGUUUGGACGAUUCGUACAAGAGUUUCCGGACCCGCCUCGUGACGUUCUGGAUCUUCAGUAAUGCGUUGCUUGCGGUGUGUAUCACUAGCGACGGUGUGGAUAAGUUUGGCUUCACGAACUCUGCUACGACUCGGACCUCGCGCUUCUUCCAGGCCCUCUUGUGGUCCAACGCUGUGGUAGCUCUCUUCCGUUUCAUCGGAGCCUGUUGGUUCUUGGGUAAGACGGGAGUGAUGUGCUGCUUUGCCCGGCGGUAG